Molecule: messenger RNA, 1490 nt
Organism: Helianthus annuus (common sunflower)
Lineage: Eukaryota; Viridiplantae; Streptophyta; Magnoliopsida; Asterales; Asteraceae
Product: serpin-ZX
Exons: 2
Coding region: 1-1338 (445 amino acids)
Molecular function (GO): serine-type endopeptidase inhibitor activity
Source: RefSeq, a predicted model, not a curated record
AUGGCUUCUAUUUUCCGCCCUUCCACCUUCAACAAGCUCAAACCUCUCCUCCAAGCAAAGGCGACCGCUUUUGGUACCUUUCGACCAAAAUCUCUUAUGGGUCUCCUCCCGCCAACUUUGUUACCAAUGGCUGGCGCGUCUAGAAUGGCUCACGCCAAGGCCCUUCAACAACCAAUCAGAAAUCAAACCCACGUCUCAACCACACUCGCAGCCCACCUUCUCUCCAAGGAACCCGACUCCAAUGUUGUUUUCUCUCCCCUUUCCAUCCAUGCCGCCCUAAGCUUACUAGCCGAGGGUACCAAAGGUCAAACACACAACCAACUCCUUGAUUUCCUCAAAACAAGUACCCGCUAUGACCUUAGCUCGCUUUAUUCGCAACACGUGUCCUCCAUCUUAGCGGACGGUAGCCCCAAUGGCGGACCUCGAUUGUCUUUUGCAAGUGGAGUUUGGGUUGACAAAACCCUUUCUAUCAAAUCUCCUUUCAAACAAGUUGUGGAUAACGUUUAUAAAGCCACUUGCGAACAUGUUGAUUUCCUGAACAAGGCUGGCGAGGUACGCAAAGAAGUGAAUACAUGGGUCGAAAAACAUACAAACAACCUUAUCAAGGAACUUCUUCCUAAUGGUGCAGUUACCAAUCUCACUAGGCUCAUCUUUGCAAAUGCCAUCUACUUCAAGGGAGCAUGGCGUGAGAAGUUUGACCGAUCGAAAACAAAAAAAUCGGUUUUUCACCUCCUUAAUGGCAACAAAGUUCAAGUCCCAUUCAUGACUAGCAAAGAAAACCAAUUCGUGCGCGAAUAUGAUAAUUUCAAAGUACUAGGCCUUCCUUAUUCACGAGGUAAAGAUAAGCGUCAGUUCACAAUGUACUUUUAUCUCCCAAACGCAGAAGACGGGCUUAAAUCUUUAGUAGAGAAAAUGGGUUCCACAUCUAACUUUUUAGACAACCACAUUCCAUACCAAGAAGUAAAAGUCGGACGGUUUUUGAUACCCAAAUUCAAGAUGGGAUUCGGGUUUGAAGCUAGCAAUAUAUUGCAAGAAUUAGGACUUGUAUUGCCUUUCAAUAGUAAAGAUGGUUUGACCGAAAUUGCUGACUCGUCUCUUGGGGAAAAACUUGAUGUUUCGAGCAUUUACCAUGAAGCUCUUGUGGAGGUGAAUGAAGAAGGUACAGAAGCAGCAGCCGUUACAGCUAUGGUGGUGAUUGGUUCAGCCCGGAGGGUACAGAUUCCCAAAAAGGUGGAUUUUGUUGCGGAUCACCCAUUUAUGUUUGUGAUAAGAGAAGAUGUGACCGGGGCUGUGUUGUUUAUGGGACAAGUGACUAACCCGAGUGCGACAAGUGACUAACCCGAGUGCUGGUUGAAACAAUAGUUGAAUUCUCUAGUAUCAUGAAUACAUUGUCUUUUGUUUAUAGUUGGACUCCUUUACAUGAAACCAUUUCUUUUGUGUUUGCCAUUGACUACCAAAAUAGACCUUCAUCAUUGAAUUUUUUAAGUAAA